Neoarius graeffei (lesser salmon catfish) is the source of this 4144-nucleotide messenger RNA. Its product is annotated as zinc finger protein OZF-like. Lineage: Eukaryota; Metazoa; Chordata; Actinopteri; Siluriformes; Ariidae. Gene Ontology annotation, molecular function: RNA polymerase II transcription regulatory region sequence-specific DNA binding; DNA-binding transcription factor activity, RNA polymerase II-specific. The record is from RefSeq and is a predicted model, not a curated record. Gene Ontology annotation, biological process: regulation of transcription by RNA polymerase II. Gene Ontology annotation, cellular component: nucleus. The transcript has 4 exons. The coding region runs from base 121 to 1749 and encodes 542 amino acids.
AGCAGGCCGAGCUGGCUGUGUGUGUGCGGGAUGUAAAUAGAGUUCAUGAGGCUGUAAUUUAUUAAAAUAGAAAGGUGUUCCACACGGAAAAGAGCUGAGCAUCGUUUACGGUAGAGGAGCAUGAUGGAGGAGGAGUGUGUGGAUGGAGGAGGAGACGCUGUCCUGCAGCUCCACCUGCCCUGUAAUCCUCUGUUUUCCUGCACGGUGUCGGUCGGGACCGAUCUGUCCAUGGCCGACAUCUCGGACCUUCACGCUGAAGUGUGUGAGCUCAGGAAAACGGUCCGCCACCUCGAGGAGAGGCUCAGUCAAGCGCUGAAUCUUUCCAACCAGCAGGUGAUGAGAUCGACACCAGUAUUGUGCUCUAAGUGUAAAUCUGAUCUGAACCCCUCAGAGGUGCGAGUCUCUGAGCACACACUGCAGGGUGUGGAGGGUGUACAGAGUGUGUGUGGCGGUGAUGCAGCUGAAUGGCCUGAUGUUAGUCCACAGGAGAGGGAAAAGUGUGAGGAGAAUAAACCCAGCACCUCUGUCCAUUUAUACAGUGAUCCAAACCCCACAGAGUCCCACUCCUCACCAAACACUUCACGAAAAACAUUUAACAGUGAAGAACAGCACACGAUACACACUCCACUGAGGUGUUCAGUGACACUGAUGGACUGCAGGCCCAUGGUGGAGAUGAAUGGAGACACCACACAAGAAGAAGACCUGCAUGAUGGGAGUGUUCAUGCUGAGGAGCCUGAAGAACUUGAUGGUGCCAGUGAUGACUUUUGUCCUUCAACUCCUUUAGGUGGCUGCAGCGAGUCUUGUGAUGAAGAAAGCAAAUCUUCAGUGAAACGAAAUCAGAAAAAGAAGAGUGGAACAAAAGCGGUCUUUCCGUGCUCCAUCUGUGGACAGGAACUGACGUCUGCGGUGUUUUUGACGAGACACAUGAAAAUGCACGAGAAUCGCACGAAACGGCAGAUGUUGCGGCCUCAUGUCUGUACUGUGUGUGGAAAAGGUUACUCCACACGCUCAGUCCUCAAAGUCCACAUGAAAUCACACAGCGGGGACAAACCUUUCCGCUGUGAAUUGUGUGGCAACCGUUUCAAGACCAAGGGAAACCUCAAAUGCCAUCAGAGCAUUCACACCGGGCAGCGACCAUUUCAGUGUGCUUACUGCGAAAUGUGUUUCUAUCAUAAAACACACCUUAAAAAACACGAACGCAUGCACACCAACGAGAAGCCUUACGUGUGCUCCGUCUGUGAGAAAAGCUUCAUCACCAUCAGCGCUCUGAAACAGCACCAGAGAGUUCACACAGGUGAAAAGCCAUACUCCUGCUCCUACUGCGACAUGACGUUCAGCCAGAAAGUGAACCGCGACCGCCACGAGCGAACACACACGGGGGAGAAGCCGUUCCUGUGUGACCACUGUGGGAAGGGGUUUUCGGACCCCAGGCAUUUUUACACCCAUAAACGUAUCCAUGUAGGUGAGAAUCGCGAGAGGCCAUUCCAGUGCUCGUUCUGCGGCAACAGCUUCUUCUAUCGCAUCAACCUGAAGCAGCACGAACGCAUUCACACUAAAGAGCGACCGUAUCGCUGCACUCAGUGUCCAAAAACGUUCGCUCGGCCUGACGUGCUCAAAACACACCUGCGUGUUCACACGGGAGAGAAACCGUACCACUGCAGCAUCUGCAAUCAGGGCUUCACUUAUCUGGGCAGCUUCAGGGCGCAUCAGAAGAAUCACACCCAGGAGAAUGUGAAGCAGGACCCAUAGCACACACUUGGACUUCUUUAUUAGCUUUAUUAUGGAUGUGUCUAAUGCUACUGUGACAAUAAUAGCAGAUUCUCCACUUAAGAUUUUAUUUAUAUGGGGGUUAGGCUUGUCCUGACAAAUAUACAUAUAAUCACUGUAGCUUCCAGAAAUAUACAAAACGUCAGAAGAGUCAUGGAGCAAUCUUCAGACCAGGCAUGUAUUAAUCAGAGCUGCAGUUUUAUUUCUUCUCCAUGUACCCACGUACACAUGCUAAAAAGAGAAUAAUGAGAUCGGAUAUGUGUUUUCUAAUUUUGGUGAAAAAGCAUGUUUAAGGUCUGUGAUGUAACCGAUUUCUCAGAAAUACUGAAUUGUGAUUUCUUUGAUUGUGCAACAGAGUUUGAAAAGCACAUUUUCAAUAAAAGAAAGGGAGAAUAAUAAAAUGGAGUUAAGGAAGUAGAAGAGAAUCUUGGUUUAAAUUGUGGAUAUAAUAUUUUGUAAACAAAUUUCACAUGGCCUAGUCAUUGUAAAAGCUCCACGCUCUCAGCAACUUUAAUUUAUUUGUAAUCUUCAAAUACCUACUGUAUAGCAGAGUUUGUCGCAGUUAACCAUCGUUGUUUGUUACUCUAAUCAUUAAACACAAUGUACAUAUUCUCUACAUCUUAGUGUGUACUGGUCAUGUCCUCAAAAACCUGUGGCAUGUCUGCUGCGUUUUUUUUUUUUUUCUGGAUCCUUUAACAGCUUUUGAUGAUGAAUAGCGAGUAAACCGACUGUCCCCAGUUUCAGCACAGACUUGCCUCUAUAUCUUUCCCAAUCCAUUUUACAGACUCUCUCUCUCUUUUCAAAAUGUUUUUAAAAUAGAUAAUAAGUAAAUUUACGUUGAAUUUUUGUUUCAUUCAUGUAUCUUGUUGAAAAAUUUGGAUAACUUAAUUCCCCAACAAAAAACAGAAAUAAACUUUAGUCUUUAAAAAUCCAGGAACUGAUGAGUGAAGAUUCAACUGUCUUGCUACUUGGUGAAAAGAGUGAGUUCUUAUAAAAUGAGAAUUUUUGUACUACUAGCGUCUUUACAUCUCAAGACAUGCAGACCAUGUUUAAAGGGUUCACGCACUAUUUCCUUUUGUAAUUCUGCAAGUUUUGAUGUUAAAGAUGCUAUGCCUAAUCCAGUGUCAGUAGUAGGCUCCGGUCCCUCCCUUGGUGUUGGUUGUAGGUCUCGUUCCCUGCCCUACUGGCGGAUGUAGGCCCCAGUCCCUCCCUUGGUGUUGGGUCAUUGGCCUCGGUCCCUCCACCGGUGUCGGGUCAUAGUCCACCAUUGUAGGCCCCGGUUCCUCCCCUGGUGUUGGGUUGUAGGCCGCGGUCAUAGGCCUCGGUCCCUUCCCUGGUGGCGGGUCUCAGGCCGCGGUCCCUCCCCUGGUGGUGGGUCCCAGGCCGUGGUUGUUGGCCCUGGUCCUGCCACCGGUGUCGGGUCAUAGUCUGCCAUCGUAGGCCCCAGUCCCUCCCCUGGUGGCGGUCAUAGGCCGUGGUCCUUCUCAUUGUGUUGGGUCAUAGGCCCCGGUCCCUCCCCUGGUGGCAGUCUUAGGCCCUGGUCCCUCUCCUGGUGGCGGUCGUCCCAAAUCUUUCAUUCAGCCUCCAGAAUGUUUCUUGUUUCUCAUGUUUCUUAACAGUUUUCUUCAUGGUCCUGUCCGUUACUCUCCUUGUUUUUCUUGGUCAUUUUCAAAGUAUUGAAAAUCUUUGCUUCAGGCUUGCUCAUUAGGGAUCUUUUAAUGAUCUUAUUAGUUCAUAUGUUUUAAAAUAUUUUUUUCUGUAAAGCUGCUUUGCAACAGUGUCUAUUGUUAAGACUAGACAAAUAAAAUUGAAGUGGAAAGCAUUGAAUGUUUUCACAGCUAUGUGUGGAGUGGGGUGUGGGGUUUUUUUUUUUUUUUUUUUAAAUUAUGUAGUUUUGUCUAUCUAGUCCAUUCUUGUAUUUUGGGUUUUGACCUUGGCUUGAUGUACAGUAUGGAUUUGCACAGGUUAACUCUGCAUUCUGAUGUUUUGAAGCCAGCUGUGCUGUGAACCAGCUCCGGUUUCAAAGUCUGAUCCUAUACUGACUCAGAAACCCUGACUUGGCUUCCAAGUUCCAGCAUUAGAGCUGCAACAAUGGUAACUAUAUACAACGUAGAAACACAAUGUAUACUGAAGGCGAUCUGUUUGUUGGCCAAAUUCUUGAUUGUGCAUGUGUUACCAUUAUCUGUGAAAGUGCUGGCUUCACUGGCUGUUGUGACUCAACAUCUGUCUGUCUGUUUCAGUAUUCUAGGUAAUGAAAAGAUGAACUUAACUGUUUUAAACUCAAGACCAGUCAGGACCUUUUCUCCCUGGAUUUAUUUGGUGUUUGCAAUUUCACCUGCUGUUCAGUUACAUACAGUGGUGCUUGAAAGUUUGUGAA